AGAAAAAAACCCUAGAGAAAGAAAGAAAGAAAGACGAGGGGAAGCGUAAGCAGGAAAAAAAAAUUUUUAAUUUGGAGGGGAAACGCAUUUCUACCUGCAUUUUGUGUAAUAAAGCAAGACAAAGGAGGCUUUAGGGGGUGGUUAUAUUAUAUUAUAUUACAUAAACUCAUCCAAUCCUUCUUUCAUCCUCACUCCCUCCCGUUUCAAUUUCAUCUCUGCCGCCACCCUGUCAUAUUUCUUUCUCUCUUUCAUGUCUUUCCGACGAAAUGCAAGUUGGGUAACGUCGUUUGUUCAUUAGAGAGAGAGAGAAGGAAGCACGAACUGGGUAUCUUAACCAGCAUCCCGACCAGUCCUUUUGACCUAUUAUUGUGUCCUUUGAGUGAGUAUACAGAAGAAAAAAAGAAGUAAGUAACAAGGGGAGGGGAGAGAAGGAGAGGGGGACUAUUUGUUUGUGUGCUUGUUAAUUUGUUAUUAAUCGGGAAGAAAAUGAAAUACGUUUUGGUGACCGGUGGAGUCGUCAGCGGUCUUGGAAAAGGAGUAACCGCCAGUAGCAUUGGAGUGGUUCUAAAGGCCUGUGGACUUCGCAUUACUUCAAUUAAGAUAGAUCCAUACCUGAACACCGAUGCAGGAACUAUGUCUCCUUUUGAGCACGGUGAGGUGUUUGUCUUAGAUGAUGGUGGUGAGGUGGACCUGGACCUUGGAAACUAUGAAAGGUUCCUAGAUAUCAAGUUGACCCGUGACAACAAUAUCACCACUGGGAAGAUUUACCAGUCGGUUAUUGACAAAGAAAGAAGGGGAGAUUAUCUGGGAAAAACUGUCCAGGUUGUCCCUCACAUCACAGAUGCUAUCCAAGAGUGGAUUGAGCGCGUAGCACUGAUACCAGUGGAUGGGAAAGAAGACCCAGCUGAUGUUUGUGUCAUUGAAUUGGGUGGAACUAUAGGUGACAUUGAAUCUAUGCCAUUUAUUGAGGCACUAGGCCAAUUUUCAUACCGUGUAGGCCCUGGCAACUUCUGCCUGGUUCAUGUCAGUCUUGUGCCUGUCUUGAAUGUUGUUGGUGAACAGAAAACAAAACCAACUCAGCACAGUGUUCGGGGACUAAGAGGAUUGGGAUUAACACCAAAUAUCUUAGCGUGUCGCAGCACAAAGGCUCUGGAUGAAAAUGUGAAAGGAAAACUCUCUCAAUUUUGCCAUGUUCCGGCAACAAAUAUCAUCACUCUCUAUGAUGUCUCAAACAUUUGGCACAUUCCUUUGCUUUUGAGAGAUCAAAAGGCACAUGAAGCAAUUCUGAAAGCACUAAACCUUCAAUGUGUUGCCAGGAAGCCUGCUUUGGAGGAAUGGACUGCUAGAGCUGAACUCUGUGACAUGUUGCAUGAGCCUGUCAGAAUUGCCAUGGUUGGAAAAUAUACUGGCCUUUCAGAUUCUUACCUAUCUGUAUUGAAGGCUCUUUUGCAUGCUUCUAUUGCUUGCCACAGAAAAUUAGUAGUGGAAUGGGUUGCAGCUACUGACCUUGAAGAUGCAGCUGCAAGAGAGACCCCUGAUGCUUACAAAGCUGCAUGGGAUCUGUUGAAGGGUGCAGAUGGUGUUCUAGUUCCAGGGGGGUUUGGUGAUCGAGGGGUACAAGGAAAAAUUCUUGCAGCAAAGUAUGCCCGGGAAAACAAAGUUCCAUUCCUUGGCAUUUGUCUAGGGAUGCAAAUUGCUGUCAUUGAAUUUGCACGAUCUGUUCUUGGUCUGCAAGAUGCAAACAGCACUGAGUUUGAUCCUGAAACUACAAAUCCUUGUGUAAUAUUUAUGCCAGAGGGUUCAAAAACUCACAUGGGGGGCACCAUGCGUCUUGGUUCAAGGAGGACAUACUUCCAUGUUAUUGAUUGUAAAUCUGCAAAGUUAUAUGGCAAUGUAAGCAUCAUUGAUGAGCGGCAUCGGCAUAGAUAUGAGGUCAAUCCUGAUAUGGUAGAGCAACUCGAAAAUGCUGGUCUCUUAUUUGUUGGCAAAGAUGAAACUGGUCAGCGCAUGGAGAUUGUUGAAUUGCCUAGUCAUCCAUACUUUGUUGGAGUUCAAUUCCAUCCUGAAUUCAAGUCAAGACCAGGAAAACCUUCUGCACUGUUUUUAGGGCUUCUAUCAGCAGCCAGUGGCCAGUUGGAAGAUAUCAUGCAAAAUCCAUUUCGUUUUUACAAGGCAGUAACAACGAAUGGAAUAAGCAAUGGACAACCAACGGUGAAAAUUCAUCAAAAUGGGUUUGGACCCAGAGAAGCAAGGAUGCUUUCAGGGUUCACUGGCUUUACCCAACAUGGAGUGAUGGAGAGUCUGGGAGGGAUGUCAACUGACCACUUAGACUACAGUCAGGCAAGGAAGGUACCCAACCAUUCUGUAUUUCUAUAUUUCUCAUGGUCAUGGCGAAGCGAAAGCGAUGCGAUGUAUUUUCGUAUUAUUCCUUCAUGUCUUUAGAGUUCGUAUCCGUGGUUAUCAUUCCCUAGUGAUGUCGUCGACCAGUGAAGGUGAAAAGCUGCGACAGUGGCGGUGGAGCAACCGCCGACCGAGUCUCCAGUGGCGGAGAAGCCUACCCAGCCCGAUAAGCCUGUGAAGGCCCCCAAGGAAAAGAAGCCGAAGGCGGCCAAGGCUUCUCAUCCCUCUCAUCCUCCUUAUUUCCAGAUGAUCAAGGAAGCUUUGUUGGCUCUGCACGAGAAAAGCACAAGGCUGAAAAACUGUGUGGAGGAAAAGCACAAGGCUGUUCUUUCAGCAAAUUUUAGGAAAAUAUUGGCCCUCCAGUUGAAAAACUGUGUGGCUAAGGGCAAAUUGAUCAAAAUUAAAGCUUCUUUCAAGUUGUCUGAGUCGGGUAAAAA
This is a messenger RNA of Nelumbo nucifera (sacred lotus), 2837 nucleotides long. Lineage: Eukaryota; Viridiplantae; Streptophyta; Magnoliopsida; Proteales; Nelumbonaceae. The record is from RefSeq and is a predicted model, not a curated record.